Molecule: messenger RNA, 1098 nt
Organism: Helianthus annuus (common sunflower)
Lineage: Eukaryota; Viridiplantae; Streptophyta; Magnoliopsida; Asterales; Asteraceae
Exons: 1
Coding region: 1-1098 (365 amino acids)
Source: RefSeq, a predicted model, not a curated record
AUGUUGCAUGAUAGAACAAGGCCCUCAUACUCCCCGUACAGGCCUCGGGGGAGAGGCCCAUCCCUCUACUCUGACGGCUUCACCCCUCUCACCAAAACCCCAAGUGAAAUACUGGCCACUGAGAGGGUGAAGAGCUCCUUCCCAAGACCACCACCCAUAAAACCCGGGCCAAAAGCACAACCCAACGAGUACUGUGAUUUUCACAAAGGAUUUGGUCAUAAGACUGAUGAUUGCAUGUAUCUAAAGAGGGAAAUAGAGGCCGCGGUGAAAACGGGUAAGCUGGCCCAUUUGGUUAAGGAAAUUAAGGAAGGAGUAGGGGACCGCAAAGGGAAAGAUGUACGGGAGCCUGGAAGGGCAGAUGUAGACAUGAUUCGAAUGAGGGAUGAAUUUGAUACCACUAGAAGUGUAAAGGACAGAAUUCUGGGCUCCCCAGACCGCAUGAAAGCUCCCAUCUUGAUGCCACACCUGGAGAAAAACGAAGUGCAGCGACUCCCUCUUAACAUUUCAUCCAUAAUAGCUGGCCACAAGGUGGCCAGAAUACAUGUGGACGGAGGAUCCGGGGUAGAAGUAAUAUAUGAGCAUUGUUUCCUCAGAUUUGACAGGGACGUAAGAGAUAGGCUCGGGGAGGACUCUAUUCCCCUAGUAGGCUUCAACAACAGUGUAUCACACCCUUUGGGAAAGAUCAGACUCCCAUUUACAGUCGGGGUAGGGGAUCGUGUCCGAACUAUAAACCUAACUUUCACAGUGGUCCGGGCACCCUCAAAGUACAAUGCAAUCCUGGGAAGACCUGGGAUUGGAGAUCUACAAGCACAGGAAUCGACCCCACACGGAGCUCUAGUGUUCCAGACGCCAAAGGACUUGGCUUGGGUAAAGUCUUCAUACGAAGUCAUUUCCUCCGUAUCUAAGGGGGAAGCAUCCGAGAAACCCCAAAAGGAUGGGGUAGAAGAAUGGGUCCUUUGUGACAGAUUCCCAGAGCAGACAGUCAAAGUAGGAAGUCACCUAAGUGACAAGUGCUCUCAAGGAGCUGCUCCUUCUCAACAUAGAUGCAUUUGCAUUCCAACAUGGAGACAUGACAGGAAUCCCAAGAAGCUUGACUGA